AUGGCGUCAGACACUGAAUUUCCUUGCUUACUCGUCAUAUCGGUGCCCUUUCCCGAUACUCGGUUGGCCAGCAGCGCCCUCCGUGCAAUUGAGGUCGACCAGGAGCUCUCUCCACUGGUACGCCGAUCCAUGUCACUGGCGGGACCUGGAUUGGAUGGAAAAGAUGGCGCCGUGAAUGGAAGCGACAAAAGAGAUCUAUCUAUCUUAAAAGUGGAAUACCGGGCCACUACAAACCGGAUGCUACGAGUUGCCGUGAAUGGUUUCAUGGAAAGUCUCGGAGUCGUCGUUGGAGUCAUGCAAGAGCUGGACGUGGAUGUGUUGGAGGCAGAUGAACAAAAAUCAUAA
Xylona heveae TC161 is the source of this 345-nucleotide messenger RNA. RefSeq names its product transcription factor Pcc1. Bases 1 to 345 code for a protein of 114 amino acids. Gene Ontology annotation, cellular component: EKC/KEOPS complex. The record is from RefSeq and is a predicted model, not a curated record. NCBI's taxonomy places the organism in Eukaryota, Fungi, Ascomycota, Xylonomycetes, Xylonales, Xylonaceae. The transcript has 2 exons.